Molecule: messenger RNA, 3181 nt
Organism: Lepus europaeus (European hare)
Lineage: Eukaryota; Metazoa; Chordata; Mammalia; Lagomorpha; Leporidae
Gene: AXDND1
Product: axonemal dynein light chain domain containing 1
Exons: 24
Coding region: 92-3181 (1029 amino acids)
Source: RefSeq, a predicted model, not a curated record
CGGGCCUCGGCGUGGGUUUUGGCGUUUUUCUCAGGACGAAGCCAUUGGUUUGAGUUCUCCGUCCGGAGGGUGUUGGCAGCCACGGCCGGUGAUGUCGCUGCCGAAGACGCCGCCGUUAGAGGACAAAGCGUUCAAAGCGGCCCUGGCCAAGGAGGAGCCGGGAGGUCUUCCUGAGCUAAAGGAGAAAACAAACAUGCUGGAUCAUUCCAGACCCCUUCCCGCGUCGCUGAGGGACGAGUCGAUUCCGGAAGAAGUUCUUCUCUCUCUGACCUACGCGGCCCACGCUGGGCCCUGUCCCGAACACUUACUGCCCCUUAAGAAAAGUAAAACCCCAAAGGGUACCCUUCCUCGCCCUGUAGACCAUGUCUGGCAUCACCCUGUUCGAAGGAAUAAAUUCAAAUACUUGAUUGACCAUCCCGUCUCCCUAACAGGAGCUGGAAGGGAUAUUUCUUUUCUGUAUGAUGUUAAAUAUGCACAAGGAAAAGCUCAGGAGAAUGCGCUGUGUCCGCCAGCUCUGGACCGGUCGUUAGCGUCAAAGGACGGUGUCAUCGUGCCCCAUAAGCCAAAGACUCUAACAGACACUUUGGUUCCUGAGGAGUUCCACAUUGUGUCAAGCACGGGAGUGUCCGGUUUGGAGUGCUACGAUGACAAAUACACGACUCUCCUCACAGACAGUGAGAACAGGCUGUUGCUCUUCCCUUCCAUGAAACCAAAUAAGCGAGUGGAAGUUGUCCAGCUGAGUGACGUGAUGGAUGCUAUGUUAGAGAGGGCUACGGUGGAGAAUCAGGAGUACUCAGGACCAACCAAGAUGCACCAGCUACUACACCUGCUGAGGAAGGAACAGGCCAUUUACAACACCGUGUUUCAUGAGCUGAUUCGACAAGUCAGUGUGGACUGUGCAGACAGAGGAGAGCUGCUGUCCAAAAUCAGAGAGAGGUACGUGCAGAUGCUCGACCAGAUUGCCCGGCAGAUGAUCGACUUCUACAAAGACCUGGUUACGCAGCGAGUGAUGGACCAGCGCAUCUUACAAGAGUUAUAUAAUUUCAAGAACGUUAUUGAGGAACUGACCAGGGAACUGUGUCUGGUUCGGGCACAUGAUGUGAAAUUAACGAAGGAAGCCGAGAAGGCCCAUAAGGAUUUGGCGCAGGCUCUUUUAGAUGCUGAAAAGAAUGCCAGAAUUGUUGAGGAAUACCAUGACUUAUAUACACUGCAAAGAGGCCGGAUGGAGACUGAUAUUAAACAGUUAAUGGCAGAGAGAGAUAACUGGAGCUCAGCAACGUACGAACUGGCCCUGAAGGUAAUUGAAAGAAAUAGAAUCGUAUUGGCUAAAAGACUUUACCUUAAUGAAAAAGGCUGGAAUAAGUAUACUAAACAUUUCAUCAUACUGCUCUCAACCAAGGAUACUGCAGACCUUGCGUUGCUGCAGAAGUUGACACAGAAAUGGAGAAACUUAAUGAACAAAUUUAAGCAGGAGGUGGAACAAACGGAGGAGUGCACCUCGGAGAAACUGCAAAUUGUCAAGGACGGCGUUGUCAAAUGGCAGCAGUUCUUGGUUGAUACCAAUGAGAAAGACAUUUUGUUCUCUAAUAAGGGCAAUGUGCUAGAGUUGAUAAUUCCAGACUUCAAGCAGUGGCAAAAGAUGCUGACCGAGGAGAAGGCGCAGAUCUCGGGGGACAUGCUGGUGUCCAGACACGACAGCAUGAAGAUCAUCAGGCAUUUACAGGAAAACUGGGCAGACGUCGGCCUUGGGAUAUUUAGUCGCCAUAGAAAUAUGGAAGGGGAGUUGCCGCCAGAGCAGCAGUACAUGGAGGAGAUACUUAAAAAUGCAGAAAGACUCUACAAAGAAUAUGAAAUACGAAUAAAUGGUGACAAUGGUGCCUCUAAAAUUCUUCCAAGUGUCAUUGGUUGCCUUGAAUUCUGUACUUUCAAGUUGGAAAACAUCCUGGAGUGUCCUGAAGUGUAUAUUGAAGAAUGGGUGGGAGUUAAUAGAAAAAUUAAUGAAAUGAAGUCUCAGCUGGAUGCGUUACUAAACGCUAUUGGUACUGUUCCACAGUUCAUGGACGUGGAUUCCGGCUCGGUACUCCAAGCACAUACAUGUAACAUGAUUCAACAGUGGCUUCUGAAGAUAGGCAAUGAAAUUAACAACGGUAACAUUGAACUGCAGCGCCACAUGGACGAAUUGCAUAUAUCAAUGAUCCAGUGGAUGGUCAGUUUGCUGAUUUUAAUGGUCCCUGACUUCACCGACCAGUACACCCUGCCCAAGUUAGAGGAGGAGAGUGCUGAGAAACGUGACAUAGGAGUUGCUCAGCUGGAGUUAGAUGCAGUUGCACUGGCGAGGAAGCUGGCCCAGUACUCCAGCUAUCUGAUCAGGUGUUGCAAAGAGAUGGCAACAGCAAUGGCUCUGAGUAAAGCAACUCACUUAGAUAAAAACCCUGCUAAGGAGCUUCAGGAUCUGGAUCACAUGAAGAAAGAAUGUUUUGAGUGGAUCAAUACGUGCUCUCACCUCCUUUCCGAUCUCAAAGGCAGAAAGAUAAAACUGUUGACUUAUGAAGAAGUGCAGCAGCUGCUUGGAGAAGAGGAAGUUGCACAAGAAUCAGUUGAGUCGGAAAUAACCAACGGGGCAAAAGAAGAAAAGAAGGAAGAUGUGAAACUGGAGGAGGAAAAAGAAGAGGAGAAAGCAAAAGAGAAACCUUCAACGUCCACAGAGAAGGAAAAAACCAUUCGAUUCAUUGAAGAAGAUGAAAAUAUCCAUUCCAAACCUUUCAUGGGAGCAGAUACGUUGACUUCCUGGAGAGAGUCAGCUAAACAAGGUACACUGGCCCAGAAGUAUCUCGAGGCGAUGGCUGUCAUCGAACACCUGCAGGAGAAGGUAACGGAGGUUGAGAGCAGAGCCAGACAAGCGGAGGAGAGGUUCGAGGAGGUGAACGAGAAACUUCAUUACACCCUGAUAAGGAACAAAGAUCUGGAGAAGGAGCUGGAGGAGAUGGCCACGAAGCCCAGGAAGAAGGAGUUGGAGGGGGAGGAGGAAACCGAGGGAGACAAAGACGAGGGCAAGGAGGAGGAGGCCGAAGAGAAGGAGGAGGAGGAGGUCAAGCCGGUGCAGAGCGCCUCAAAGCCGCUGAAGAAAGGUGAGGCCGGCUCCUCCUGCGCCUCGCGGGGCUGCAGGCGCCGGGGGACCUGA